This is a messenger RNA of Venustampulla echinocandica, 1983 nucleotides long. RefSeq lists its product as uncharacterized. The transcript has 2 exons. Bases 1 to 1983 code for a protein of 660 amino acids. The record is from RefSeq and is a predicted model, not a curated record. NCBI's taxonomy places the organism in Eukaryota, Fungi, Ascomycota, Leotiomycetes, Helotiales, Pleuroascaceae.
AUGACGAACAAACAUUCUUACACUGUCUUGGACCCACCAGACCUGUCUCAGAUCCUUAAUGGCGAUGACCAACUCGAGCCUAAUCCCCAGGAGCUAGAAACUGCCAUAGAGAAAUGUCGCGAGUAUUGGUACCACCUCACAGCGAUGGCGAUGUCGCAACGUCAUAACGGAAUCUUACCUGAGUAUGUGAACCCUCGAAAUAUGCUCGGCCGAGUCCCUGCGAUCUGUAAGGGCCUGAGGGGGACUUAUUCAGGUCACUUCGGCUCGUCUCCAAGCAAAGCGCUUUGCGUUCAAGCAUUCUCCACUUGGCGUGUCACCGACAAUACAAGCUGCGUCGUUGUUAAAGAGGAGAAGAAGAUACCGGGAUUACUUCAGAUAGGUACUCGGGUACCAAUUCCGUGUAAAUUUGGUGGAGACACUUUUAGUCGAUGGGUUGGGACUACUUGUGAAGAGAGAGACAUGCCAAGUUAUCUUGGAAUUCUGGCUCUGGGCUGGUGCUAUAUCCUCUCUGCUCGUUUAGUUGAGGGACAGGGAGAAGAUGCCAAAAUGAUAUAUACAGGCUCAACAGCCACACGGUACCACCAAGAAUCCGAGCCUGCACCCGCUCUAACGACUACUGUUAAUAUUGGCGAAGUUGGUGAGGAUGUUGCCCGGUGGUGGGCGGCCAUCUUGGCCCCCGGUGAAGGUUGGAAGGCCAUCGUCUCUCAGCGAGAUGAUGGUGAGUAUUUGGCACCCUGGUCAGUAUCCCGUGAAGACACGCACUGCGUUGGCAUCAAAUGGCGGAGAAACUUGUCAGUCCCUGAGGACUUCACGGGAUCUACUCCCCCGUCGUCCAGCAAGGCGUUCGAGCUCCUUGCGCAAUUUUCUUUACUCCACAACUUAGGUAGCCAAUUUCUUGUGGCUCUGGCGAUGGCAAUAACAUUUCCGACUCAUAAUUAUCAUGCAACAGCCGUCCAUCUACCAUUACCCACGGGUAUCAGAGACGAGGAGGAGAACGCCUUUCCUAGAUCGAUUAUACCAGAAUGGAUUACGGUGAAUGAAGAGCUCCCUUUCUACAUGUCUUUGAGCUGCAGCCCUGAAGUUGUUAUGUCAAGCCUUUGCGGGAUGUUUUGGGAGGCUGAUGUUACAUGCAACCUAGUAAGCCCUUGGUUACAUCCCAUCUUGAAUGAAGUACCGGAGGGUAAAGGGAUUACCGAGACUCCAGGCCGUUAUUACGAAAUAAUUGCUAUUAUAUGCGGUCUUCGUCGGCCACGAAUCUCUGCUCUUUUCCUAGGGGCUGCGGCUAGUGGGCUAAUGCCAACAAUUCUUCGCAGUAUCAGAGGAGGCAGACCGCCACUCGAUGUCAAUGCUUUUCCAUGGACUGGAUGCCCCCAGUCGUUUAUGGAUAUUCCAGGUUCGGGUCCGUAUAUUUGUGAAGGAACGGGCAACAAAGUUCGAAGAGCGGAUGUCUGGCGCCUUCUAUACCUCCCUCCAGUUGUCGAAGAUGACCUCUAUUAUAAUAACCCUCCAUUCACGCCUUGGGCGCCGUUUGGGAACAGCAGUGUGCAGAAUUGUGUGUUUCGGGUUGCCUCUCAUUUACAUUGUACCAGACACUACUUAGAAUAUCAGCACUGGAAUUGGGAGCUAGUGGACGGUUCAAUCGCUGAAGAUCAAGGAUUCGACAAAGGCGCUGUCCAAUACUUUCUAGAAGCAGGCAGUUCAAAAAUCGAAUUGAUAACAACUACGGAGUUUCCUAAAAUCCAGCUUAAUCAGGAAGCGUCCGAAGAGGCAUCGCUUGACGUAUUUCGAUGGGUUAUGGUCAACGGCGAAGGAGUUCCUCCUGAGGAAGUAUAUAAGGACAAGUGGGUACAAUUCGACGACGAUAGUGACGAGGAGCUAGAUUCCGUAAUCGACGACAACAGUGUAGUUGCAGAUAAACAGCAGAAUGGGUUGGAAGAGUGGCUCGGCGGGACUAUUGAGGCCAUCCCAGAUGAAUUUGUAUGA